This is a messenger RNA of Eupeodes corollae, 3422 nucleotides long. It is a transcript of the gene Rtel1, whose product is annotated as regulator of telomere elongation helicase 1 homolog. Gene Ontology annotation, cellular component: nucleus. The coding region runs from base 168 to 3173 and encodes 1001 amino acids. The record is from RefSeq and is a predicted model, not a curated record. Gene Ontology annotation, molecular function: DNA polymerase binding; ATP binding; DNA helicase activity. Gene Ontology annotation, biological process: negative regulation of t-circle formation; regulation of double-strand break repair via homologous recombination; telomeric loop disassembly. The transcript has 11 exons. Lineage: Eukaryota; Metazoa; Arthropoda; Insecta; Diptera; Syrphidae.
CAAACAUACAAAUCACAAUUGACGUUUUAUUGCAACUGCAUCCGAAAUCGAAAUAAGUAACGCGGUAUUUUUUGGAUAACAAAUAACAUAGGCUUCAAUUUUUGUUUAUAAAUUUACUUGGACUUUUGCCUUAACUUAAUUCUGUAAAUACAUGUUUAUUAACAAAAAUGCCAGAAUAUAUGAUAAACAAUAUCCCUGUAAAGUUUCCUUUCGAACCUUAUGAUGUCCAAAAGGCUUUCAUGGAAAAAGUCAUUGAAUCACUUAAGACGAGCACCAAUGCAGUUUUGGAAUCCCCCACUGGAACUGGUAAAACUCUCAGCUUGUUGUGUUCCUCACUUGCAUGGGUCUUAUUUAAGAAGGAAGAGAUGCAAACUCAAAUGCAAACUCAAAAAAUGCACCAGCAAACUGACUUCCAAUCGACAUCUGAUACGACCGUUGAAGCGAUCCUUGCCAAAAUAAACGACCCUAAAGGCCAAAAACGGGGUGGCUGGGGCGUGCCCAAGAUUAUUUACGCUUCUCGUACACAUUCGCAGUUAACGCAAGCAAUGAAGGAACUGAAGCAAACGUCUUACUCCUUCAUGCGAGCUGUAGUUCUCGGCUCUCGAGACCAGCUUUGUAUUCAUCCAGAAGUAAUGCGAGAGCAAGGAAAUUCCAACAAAGUACAAAUGUGUAAGGUGCGAGUUCAGACAAGAUCGUGCAGCUUCUUUUCAAAAGUAGAAUCGAAAAAAGACAGCCCAGAGUUCAGAAUGCAGCCUGUUAUGGAUGUUGAAGAUCUUAUGGCGAUUGGUAAAAAGCUAAAAAUGUGUCCGUAUUAUUCGUCAAAAGAGCUUGUCGAUGACGCAGAUAUAACAUUUAUGCCCUAUAAUUAUUUGCUCGAUCCAAAAGCUCGAAAGGCCAACAAAGUGAACUUAGAUAAUACUAUUGUGAUUCUUGACGAAGCGCACAACGUAGAAAAUCUGUGUGAGGAAUCUGCGUCGGUUAUGAUUAAAUCCUCCGACAUUGCCUUGGCCAUUGAUGAUGUGACGCACAUAAUGAAGGCGAUGAGCGAAGACCUACUAGGUGAAGGGUCGGACGAGCCAAAAGACUUCACAUUGGAUGAUCUGGCAUUACUGAAAGAAAUGCUACUUUCUCUUGAAAAGGAAGUCGAUGAAAUUGAAGUGCCAAACAAAAGUGACGGGGCAACUUUUCCCCCUUCUUUCAUGUUCGAAAUUCUAGAAAAGGGCAACAUUACAACUGGAAGUGCGAAUAUGGUGGUUUCGCUGUUGGAAAAGCUAUUGCAAUUUCUUGCUAUGGCUUCUCAAAAUACAAUGUUUCGGAAGGGGGCUGGAUUUGAAGUUCUGAAGGAUUUAAUAACUGUAGUGUACUUUAAUAAAGAUGAGAAUCAGGGAAAAAUUCACAAAAGCUUUAAAGUUCAUGUCCAAAUUGAAGAAGUCAAACAACAGAAAUAUGGUCCUGGUAAAGGUGGUAAAGGCGAUGGAUGGUUAACUACUAAGGGGCCUGCAAGUACUAAGAACGCUAAAAUAAUCAACUAUUGGUGCUUUAAUCCUGGAUUUGGAAUGGAACAGCUAUUAAAUAAAAACGUCCGGAGUAUUAUUCUAACAAGCGGAACACUAGCUCCACUAAAACCAUUGAUAGCCGAAUUAGCCAUUCCGAUUGCACAGAGCCUUGAAAAUCCACACAUCGUGGGAAAAUCACAAGUAUGUGUAAAAAUAGUCUCCUAUGGGCCAGAUAAGGAACUUUUAAUAUCAAAUUAUCAAAAUCGAGACAAUCCAAAAUAUGUUAACUCACUCGGACGUACCAUUCUCUCUUUUUGUCCCAUAAUUCCUGAUGGCCUUUUAGUGUUCUUUCCAUCAUAUCCACUUAUGAACAAAUGUGUUGAUAGUUGGCAAGCAAGUGGUAUUUGGUCACAAAUCGCUCGUCAUAAACCGAUUUUUGUUGAACCGCGCAGUAAAGAUGCAUUUAACCAAACAAUGAUAGAAUUCUAUGAAAAUAUUCAAAACCCUGCAACUAAAGGGGCAAUAUUUAUGGCUGUAUGUCGUGGCAAAGUCUCCGAAGGCCUGGACUUUGCGGAUGCUAAUGGUCGCGCGGUUAUAAUAACAGGUUUACCAUUUCCUCCUCUCAAAGAUCCUCGUGUUGUUCUUAAAAAAAAAUAUUUGGAUGAAAAUCGAACAAAGGAGAAUGAGCUUCUAACUGGAAAUUCAUGGUAUUCCUUAGAAGCAACUCGAGCUGUUAAUCAAGCCAUUGGACGUGUCAUCCGACAUCGAAAUGAUUACGGUGCAAUUUUACUCUGUGAUUCACGUUUUAAUCAGCCUGGCCAGAUAAACCAGCUGUCAACCUGGAUCCGGGAACAUUUGAAGGGCUCACCGCAACACCAAAAUUUCGGCCCUGUCAUAGGUGAGCUAUCAAGAUUCUUUCGAAAUGCCGAAAAGACACUUCCGAAGGCAUGCAUAAGAUCUGUUGAAACGAUAGUUAGUGAAACUUUGGAUACUGGAGUUCUUAAAAUGAAACAAUUUGCAGAUCCAGCUUUGGUUCUGGAAGCCAAAAAUAAAUUCAAAAGUGCUCACUUUGAAGCAAUUAAGAUAGAAAAUACAAACAAAAUCACAGGUUGGAGUCCCGACGACUAUUCGAAUGCUGUUGGAAAGUCUAGAUCAUCAGCUGCUCCGUCUGCAAGUGAUUUUAUAAGUCGAUUAGACUCUGAUAUAUCUACUAUCGACUUUAAUGCAACAAUUUCACGUUCGGACAAUUCAAAUUUAGUAACUAUUCAUAAACGUGAGCGAACAUCUCCAAAUCAAGCGCAAACGAGUAACGAUCCAAAGAAAAAACGACUUAAAAUGGUUCCAAACAAUCCGUUGUCGAGCACUUCCAGUGCAAGUUUUUCCUUUAACAACCAAACUUCGAUAAUGAAACCUGCAGAGAAGAGCCAAGAGCUUCCAACGCAACAUGUUGAUCUCUUGCGAUUGAUUAAAGGCUCCCUUAGUUCGGAAAACUAUUCAAAAUUUGUAAAGGCUUUGAUGUCGUAUAAAAAAGACAGUAGCAUAACGGAUCUACUAUUUGUUUUAACGGAUGUUUUUGGACAUCCUACAAUGCAUUAUUUAUUGAAAGGCAUGCGCAGAUUUGUUAAGGAACAAGAUAAAACCAAGUUUGAUAGUACUAUUGAAGGGAUAGUUGAAUAAGUUUUAAAAAUAUUCAAGAAAAACUUUCGUUUACAUAAAAAUGAGUUUGCUUUUGUUUUGGAGCAAAUUAAACACAAAUCCAAAAAUUAGAAAAAUUAGGAGAAAAAUUUGUUUGUAUCUGUCAACUUGAAAGUUCUUAAUCGCAAAAGCAUCGCAUUUAAAUGGCAUGCAUUGAAUUCCAUAUGUCGGAGAGAAUUUCCGAUUCGUAGAAAAUCGAAGAAAAUUCCGCUCCUGUUACUGUUACCUUGU